AUGGCAACUGCAUCGGUCACUACUCCAAAGAAGAGCCACCAUGGCCUUUUCUCCUCCAAGACCGCGGGAGGUCGAAUGCCAUUGACCCCCUCUCCUCAUGCUCGCAAUUCUGCAGUCACACCUCAGAACAACGAUUCACCUUUCACUCCUCCUCGUCACUCUGAAGGCAGCCGUGGCCAGUCUCAAUCGGUCUACGGUGGCAACCUCUCCUCAAUCUUCGCCAAGUCUUCUAGCGCCAAGUCUUCUACUUCCAAGUCCUCAUCAACAGCCAAACCAUCAGCCACAUCAGCCAUCGCCAAGUCUUCUCGGCCAACUCACCGGGACUCUCCCAAGUCGAACAUUGCUCGUCGCAAGUGCAAGUCACCAAAGCAUCUCGAGCUAGGUGUUUCUGACUGGUCUCUGACCGGUACUGGUCCUGAACCAGCGUCAUCUCGAACCCCGGCCAAGGAGCGCACUCGCCGAGAGAUCCCCACUCGUCCUCGACCUGGCAAGACUACCGUCCGUAUCCCUCACAACACUGGUGACCGGUUUAUUCCCAACCGUACCGCUAGUGAAGGCCUUGUUACAACUGGUGCCGCUAAGCCCGAUGAGGGCCAGCGCCCCAAGACUAGUGGCAAUGAAGGUUCUGGAUCAAGCGUGCUGGCUUCUGCUGCUAGUGCUUUCGACAUGAAUGGUCGCGCAGCUGAAGAUGAUCUCACUGCUGCUCUUGAGAGCAUGGGCUUAGAAGACAACGAGUCCGCCACCUACACUCGCCCAGCGCCCGAUAAGGCUGCGUACGAGUCCACCUUGGCGAAUGCUUGUGAUAUCGGCCUCAACACUCGUAUUCUUGCUUUCAAGCCCCCUCCACCAGAGUCAUCGAAGCCAAUCGAUCUUCGUUCUCAAUACAACCGUCCUCUGCGUCCUGCUAAGGCUAACGCUGCCCAAUUCCGCCGCCGUGUUCAGACUGCACCUGAGCGUGUUUUGGAUGCUCCGGGUCUUUUGGACGACUACUAUCUCAACUUGCUCGACUGGAGCUCUGGCAACCAGGUCGCCAUUGGCUUGGAGCGCAAUGUGUACGUUUGGUCUGCCGAGUCAGGCACUGUGAACUGUCUUUUGGAGACAUCCCCCGACACAUAUGUCAGCAGUGUCAAGUGGAGUGGUGAUGGUGCCUAUGUUGGUGUUGGCUUGGGCACUGGCGAGAUUCAGAUCUGGGACGUUGAGGAGGGUAGCAAGUUGCGCAGCAUGCACGGCCAUGAUUCUCGUGUCGGAGUCAUGGGCUGGUCUAAGCACACAUUGUCGACCGGUGCUCGUAGUGGUCUUGUUUUCAACCACGAUGUUCGCAUUGCCCAGCAUAAGGUGGCUGAGCUUGUCUCUCACACUUCUGAGGUCUGCGGUCUCGAGUGGCGUUCCGACGGUGCCCAACUGGCUACUGGCGGCAAUGACAACCUUGUCAACAUCUGGGAUGCUCGCUCCCUGAGUGCCCCCAAGUUCACCAAGACCAACCACCGAGCUGCUGUUAAGGCUCUUAGCUGGUGCCCCUGGCAACUCAACCUGCUGGCCACUGGUGGUGGCUCUUAUGAUCGUCACAUCCACUUCUGGAACACAACUACUGGUGCUCGUACCAACAGCAUUGACACCGGUUCUCAAGUUACCAGUCUUCGCUGGAGCAACCACUACCGCGAGAUUGUCAGUUCCAGCGGCUUCCCUGACAACUCACUGAGCAUCUGGAGCUACCCGACCUUGGUUCGCAAUGUGGAAAUCCCUGCCCAUGAGACCCGUGUCUUGCACAGCAGCCUCAGCCCAGACGGUCAGAUGCUGGCUACCGCCGCCGCUGACGAGAGUUUGAAGUUCUGGAAGGUCUUUGAGCGCAAGGCCGGCAGCAGUGCCUCUGCAUCUCGUGAAGGCAGUGUUGGUAACAAGGCUCAGCUCACUAAAGCCAUGACCAUUCGGUGA
Messenger RNA from Penicillium angulare, 1932 nucleotides. RefSeq names its product WD40 repeat domain-containing protein. Gene Ontology annotation, molecular function: anaphase-promoting complex binding; ubiquitin ligase activator activity; protein binding. The coding region runs from base 1 to 1932 and encodes 643 amino acids. The transcript has a single exon. The record is from RefSeq and is a predicted model, not a curated record. Gene Ontology annotation, cellular component: anaphase-promoting complex. NCBI's taxonomy places the organism in Eukaryota, Fungi, Ascomycota, Eurotiomycetes, Eurotiales, Aspergillaceae. Gene Ontology annotation, biological process: positive regulation of ubiquitin protein ligase activity; positive regulation of anaphase-promoting complex-dependent catabolic process; anaphase-promoting complex-dependent catabolic process.